This is a messenger RNA of Arabidopsis thaliana (thale cress), 1021 nucleotides long. RefSeq names its product 17.6 kDa class II heat shock protein (gene HSP1). Lineage: Eukaryota; Viridiplantae; Streptophyta; Magnoliopsida; Brassicales; Brassicaceae. The record is from RefSeq and is marked reviewed. The transcript has a single exon. Bases 76 to 534 code for a protein of 152 amino acids.
GAUUCCUCAUCUUUUCUCCUAUUAAUUUUGACCCAUUCGCUUCUUAUCACUCUCACACCCAAAAAAAAAAGACCCAUGAAAAUCCACCCAUUACCCAGAAACGAAAAUAACAACAAUCUGAUCCAUCACGCUCGUGAUCCGACCCGAGAACCCGGAAAGAAGCUCCGUCGUCUCCCACAUAUCUUCAGCCGUGUUCUAGAGCUGCCCUUGAAGUCAGACGCUGACGUGGCUGUUGAAGAGAGUCAUGACUGCUUCAGGUUCGUCGCGGAAACAGACGGGGGAGGAGGAGGAGGUGUGAGGGCUUACAUGGUUGAGAUUCAUCCUGGUGUGACCAAGAUUCUUGUGAGAACCAAUGGUUCAUCGUCUCUUGGUUUGUCGCUUGAUGAGCUUGAGCUUGACGUGUGGCGUUUCAGGCUACCGGAAUCAACUAGGCCUGAGCUCGUUACCGUGGAUUGCGACGGCGAUGGAGAAUUGAUUGUCACUGUGCCUAAGAUUGAAGACAAUGGUAGAGAUUUGAUAGUGCUUGUACAGUAAUCUAAUGUGUUUGUGAUCAAAUGAGAAAAAUCUUGACUUUUUUUAUCUAAUGGUUAUCAAAGUUAAGAUCUUUUUGUUUCUUUAUGAAAAUAUGGAUACAGAGUAGGUUUUGCCUUAUGUAACGUAACAUCAAUUGGUUUUAGUUUUAGAGAUAAAAUCCUUUGAGAGGGGCAAAUUUAUUGAGGAUCUCUGAUUCACGUUUAAGAGCAUUGUCUUUCUUCAUUUCCCAUUCAGGUUUCUUCAAGUUAGCUGCUUGAACUUCUUGAACCACUUUAGGGAUUGAGUUCGCUACCAUCUUCUGACCAAAGAUUAGAUCAACCUUCUCUUUCCCCUUGUUACUGAUGCAGCGGGUAAGCUCGGUUCGUUUAGCUUGAAGCUGAGCGAUUUGCUCGUCAAUUUGACGGAUUGUCUCUGAGUUUCUAUCGACUUCCGUUUGGAUAUUGCCUAGCUUGUCCUUUAAGUCGCUGUAUUCGUACUUGAGAGAUGC